UAUCAGUUGUUUAAUGUGAUGGCAUUCCAUCAGGGGUUCGGAAGUUGCCCCUCCCCUCAACUGGAUUCCAUCUUUGAUUUUUGCCAUCCGGAACUGAGUGGAUGUACGGAAAAUAGAAAGGGUGGGGUAGGAUCUAUUGCAGCAGGAACGGGGAAGAGAUCUCCGACAGUGUUGCGAUGUCUUUGCUGUCUGUAGAUAAUUAUGGGACGGUUUUUCCUGUGCCGUCGACAGUGGAUAGAUAGAUAGAUUGAUAGAUAGACGCUGCAAUUUCCGCAACAUCCCCUCCUCCGAAACACCCACUCAUUGCACACAAAAAGGAACCCCCACCUCCCCCAUCAUGUGAUUGCAAUCAUGGAUCGAUGAACUGUGACUGUCAACAACAACAGCUCUCCUCGGGGGGAUCGGAAGUGGAAGUUUGUUUCAACGGCCCUCCUUGCUGCAGGGAAUUGUGUUCAGCAAGUCUAAGAAUGCGGUAAUUUUUCCUUAAGCCUGGCGAGCAGAUCAUGCCGGGCAAGGAGGCCGUCCGAUGAUGCUAUACCGCCAGGCGGAGGGAUGCGAUGUCCCGGUCGGUUGCAGGAUUCUUCGGAAACUUGGAAGGGUGAAUUGAGGCGGACUAUGAACUUGUGCAUGGUGCUGGCUCCGCUUGUUCCCACUUUAGCUCCAACGCCUUCACCAAAUGGACCCGUCGACGUUGGAAAUUGCCAGAUCCGAGUUACCACACCCCAAAUCCUGCAUCGAGGAACACACCCCCGGCUGUUCUAGAUCAAUCUGGUGAUCCACAGCAGCUGUUAUGUCGACCGAGAAUCUAUCUAGAUGGGCCUAGGCUUACCGUCGAGGGGCCAGGAUGGUCAACCUGUCGUUUCGAUGAGUGGCAUUUCCGAGAGGGUCCCAAGGAUUCUGUCUGAACAUCUCACAGAAGGGUACCUGGACAAGAGGCUGUUCUCUGCCAGGCACCGCGGCGUCCUUUUCUGGGGCAUUCUUUGUGCAUCAGACAGCGAGAGGGAGCGAGAUCUAGAGGGUGAUUAGCCCCAAGCCUGCUCUGGCUGCCUGGGAGUUUCUGAUCCGUGGUAGCGUGGCGUCACUAGAUACAUGACGGUUUUCUCUUCUCUAACCCCAUAGCAUUGAAACAUUCCUCGCAUUUUGUGGUAUUUUUCCUCAUUGAUGGACAAGCUAAGCGGAGGUACUUGUAAUUGGAACCGUUUGAUCGUGGCGUCCGAAAGGGGGGGACAUGCAAGAAAGAGGGCGCGAGGAUAGUCGGCGGUUGCGAGGAAGAAAGUGCGAGGCUAGUCGGCGAUUGGAGGUUGUACUGUUCAGGUUGCACUUUGUAAUACGACGGUGUCACCUAUUCGAGAACGCAAUCACCUGAAUACGUGCUAUCGACGGUUGGUCUAGCAUCUUACACAGCAUCUCAACCCAGCAGAGCUUUCAGAUUUGUGCGCGCUGUGGGCUCUCCUAUGAAUGUCAAAACUUGAACAAACUUGCGAUUGUUCGGCGAGGAAUCGAGUGUGGUGAUUGAUAUUCUCUACAUCGAAACCAUUGGAUCAUGUAUAUGGGGUUUUAGACCAGGUAUUGUAUCUGUCCAGCCCUCCUGGAGACGUUCAGAUUAAGAAUCGGCUGCCAUUGUGGUGGGUUUUGAUGCACUAGUGCGGUCGUUGAUAAACCAGUGGGGAUGUAUUCUAGAAAUGGGGUGUUGGCGAAUGGAGCGGUAUCUAAUACCGUCUGAGGAGAGGUUAAUCAUUUCUCUGUGAUGGUGAGGAUGAUAUGAAGCGACGUUACAAAACCGGUGAAUUUCUGUGUGAGACUAGUAUUCACUCCUUGAAGUGUAUUCGAUUGGACUUGCAGAAUCUGUGUUUGGGAUUAGAAGAAGAAUUUUGCCUUCACCAUGUCAACGUUUUCUGUACCAACAAUUGGCGGACAGCUCACACGAAUAUCCGAUUUGGGCGAAGGGACAUGAAAUCUUGGUAGUCAACUGUUGACCUAAUUGGCAACAUAGCGCUAUGCAGAUCAAUUUUGUGAGGUGUACUCCUCCCGUUUUUCAAGAAUAAGGACUACAGAGCAUGACAUUGCGAGUCGUCUUGCUUUCAUCAUGUCCACUCAGGGUGAUAUCCAUUGCGUUCAUAUGAGUGGAAAUAGGAUUUUAUCACUUGGUUGUUUCUCAUGGUCGGAGCGAUUAAUCCGUGCGGGGAUUCCCUAAGAACUUGCAACUGUUGCGUCCGAAUCACUAGGGAAGUCCACUCGAAUCAUUGCAGGGUACUCGGAUUCUGAUGUUUUUUGUGGUUUUUGUUGAUAGGAGCCCGUAAUAUUGCCCAUGAAGAUCGUCUGAUCACGAAUGCCAACAAUCAUGCGCACUCCGAGUUGAUGCUCACUCUUACUUUUCAGUUCAAACAACGCAGGGGUUUACGUCUCUAAUUCGUCUUAUGAAACCUGAAGCGCCCGUUCCUCUAACCUCUCAUAAUACGUUCUUCACUGGCAGGGGUCAUAGGGCCGGAGGAAACGAGCACCGACACUUGGCUUCUAAUUCAAUGACGAUGUUUGGUUCGAAUGCUUGGGAUAGAGCGACCCAGCACCCCACGGAUUUGGUUGGGGAUAACUUGCAUCAGGGCGGUGCCACACGACAUUGGGUCUCUCCAUACAGCGAUCCACAGCUAGAAUACGUGUACCUUGGCACUCCACAUCAGGGCUCUCCACAGACAUCCCAGGUGGCUUCUCCACAAAGAUGGCCGAUGCCAGACGCUACAUUAAACCCUUCCUUAGCCCCUCCCGCCUCGAACAAUGUUCAGUAUUUUCAGCCAACAUCAGGCCAUCCAACAUCGGGCCAGCCAACAUCGGGCCAUGCCUACAUUGACCACAAUGGAUACAAUGCAGCGCCCACCGGGACUGCGCAACCUAGUUACACAAUGCCCAGCAGCCAUUUCCAACUAUCUCAGUUUCAGACUGUGCAACGGUUCGGCGGUGUUCUUUCUCAGGAAACAUAUGAGGGGCCUGCCGUGAGUGAGCUCCAAUAUGACAACAUUUGGUCGAUUUCGGAAUCAAACUUCCUUGCCCAACGAUCCCCACAGUUCAAUGUUGCUCCUGGUGAUAUCGACAUGGUAGAGGGUUACGGCCUCAAUUCUAGCGCAAACAUGCAAACUCCGAUGGCAAGCCAGUUACAACAGGGCGGAAGCGUCGGCAACUCGACGGGAAACUGGACCAUGCUCUCACAGAGCCCCGUGCUGGAUGACGUUGGGAGCUCAAGUAGUGGUCAAGGGGCAUACAACUCUACUAUUACUGGACAAACAUCCAUGGGCGGAGACAAUCAAGGAUUUCUUCAUGAUCAUCACCAUUCCGAGGGAUCCCGAGAUUGUGAUCGGGCUUUGUUUCAGCUCGGUGGGAUGCCGCUCCCGAACGUCGGGUACGGCGAAACUGUGAUGAACCCUAGACUAGACUAUAUGAAUAUUGUCAUGGAGGACACAGUCUCUGAUGGAGUGUCGAGUACCAGUACAGUGGACAACCGCUCCAGUCGAGAUGCUCGUGCACAAACACCUUACGGCCAUGAUCAGAGUGGACAAGGAUCCUCUCCUCUGGAUAGCAGUGUCAGGGAGCAGUUUCAGCACAAUCAUCAACAAAGGCUAGAGCAUCGAGAAGCUUACAAUACCUCUGCAAGGAGUGAUUACAAUGGGCAAGCUACUGCAAUGGAUAAUGAUUUCACGCAGUUGAUAGCCUCCGGAUUCUCAGGCAUCCGGCAUUUAGGUGAGCCACGUUGGGCCAUGCAGCUUCUGAAUUUGUGCGCGGCGGCCAUAGCCAGCAGGAACAUCAGUCGAACGCAGCAUUUGAUGUGGGUUUUGAACGAUCUAGCCUCGGUUGUGGGGGACGCGAAUCAGAGAUUUGCAGCUUACGGAUUACGAGCGCUCUUUUGUAGGAUUACUGGUAGGAUGGAGGCAGCGUCAACGUUUCUUCGUCCUCGCCAUUAUGAUCAGGAAAUUAGUUUCGGCCCGAAAACUGUGCACCGUGCUCUUGUGAAAUUUCAUGAGUACGUUCCAUGGCACCAGAUUUGCUACACAGCCGCCUGCCAAAUCCUGAUGGAAGUAUGCGCGGGGAAGGCUCGUUUGCAUCUCAUUGACAUUGGAGCAGGCAAAGGUAUUGAGUGGCCCAUCUUCAUUGACGCUCUCGUCAGCCGUCCCGGCGGACCACCAGCUAUUUUGAAGAUUACGAUGAUCAGGGACCAACGCAGGGAGGAGCUGAAUAUGCGCACCGCAAAGUCGGUAAACUCCGAAGCUGCUGAUCUCAUGACUCGCCUUGUCAAAUUUGCUGGUCUCGUCGGACUCCAUGUGGAAGUGAACGUGGUCACAAAGGCGCUGGAAUGCGUUACUCGAGAAGAUCUCAAAAUCAGAGAUGGCGAGACUUUGGCCGCAGUGUGCCAAUUCCGAAUACAUCGGCUCUCGGAGGAGGUACCCGAUCGCGCAACCAAGUCGAACCCAACAUCCCGACCGCUACUCUCACCUCGCGACGACUUCUUCGAUUUCCUCUUCUCACUGAAACCAGACGUCUUCAUCAUGAGCGACAACGACAGCGAUCACUGCUCCCACGACUUCCUGACGCGCUUCCAGAAUGCGAUCAGCUUCUGGUGGCGUUGCUACGAAUCCAUGGACAUCGGCUACAAUGGCCGGGACUCGGAGGAGCGCCAGAUCAUUGAGUAUGAGGGCGGCAUGAUGGUGCUCAAUAUGGUGGCGUGUGAGGGGUUCGCUCGCAUCGAACGCAACGAAUCGUACCCGCAGUGGCAGCGCCGCAUUACGCGCGCAGGAUUCGUCCCCCAGAACCUGAGCGAUGAAACCAAAAAGGUCUGCCAGACGCUCAUCUCAAAUCAUAGCGAGUUCUGGGAGCUCUCCUUCACCGACUCCAACGUCGUCAACCUUCUGUGGCGCAAACAACCCACCACCUUCACUUCCGUCUGGAAAAUGCCGCAAUCCUAUUCCUCCUCUUCUUCAUGUCAAUCCACCCUCAUCCACAACUAAUAUAAAAAAAAGAAAAAAAAAAAACACAACAUACUCUCACUCCUCCUCCACCACCACCACCCUCCAUCUAUCCCCUUACUCCAUCUGCUUUACUUUUCUAUUGCUUUGCUUUGCUUCUUCAUGAGUUUCUCCUUCUCCACCCCAACUUCAUUACCCCACCAUUCUCUUGCAAUCUAUCUAAUUGCGUGCAAUUCCCCUUUGUGCAUCGCUAGUCUGCGCCAGGUUUGGUUUUGCCCAUUCGGCACGCUCAUCCGCACCCAGGAGCUCUAUGCACCCCCCCCCCCCUUCCAUAGCCGCGUGCCCUGAAGACCACGCUCUUGUGUCUUCAUGUCCUCACUCACACUGAUAAGCUUACAUGUUAAAGGGACUAUGGUGUUUGUGUGUGUGUGUGUGAAUUGCUCUGAAAUGUGGAGUUUAUGAGGAUUGGUUUUGAAA
Messenger RNA from Physcomitrium patens, 5426 nucleotides. The record is from RefSeq and is a predicted model, not a curated record. Lineage: Eukaryota; Viridiplantae; Streptophyta; Bryopsida; Funariales; Funariaceae.